This is a messenger RNA of Hordeum vulgare subsp. vulgare (domesticated barley), 1564 nucleotides long. RefSeq names its product EP1-like glycoprotein 3. NCBI's taxonomy places the organism in Eukaryota, Viridiplantae, Streptophyta, Magnoliopsida, Poales, Poaceae. The coding region runs from base 51 to 1472 and encodes 473 amino acids. The record is from RefSeq and is a predicted model, not a curated record. The transcript has a single exon.
AGUGCUCCAUCCACUAUCACAUCACGAUCACGAUCAAGCAGUCACGGCCCAUGAUGCACCGUGCCACGAUCAUCGCGCUGAUCGGCUGCCUUCUCGCCGGCGGCGGGGUUCGAGCGCAGCAGCAGGAGCAGCAGAGGUUUGACUACCCGGCGGCGAGGGCGCCCACGACCUGGGCCAACACGGACGCCGGCCUGCCGCACCACGUCGUCUACACCGACGGCUCCGUGGCGCGCGUCGCCCUGCUGCGCCUCAACCCGGCCGGCUUCGGCCCCUCCUUCGCCUUCGGCUUCUUCUGCACCAGCAGCCACGGCGCGGCCCCGUGCGCCGGCUUCCUCCUCGGCGUCGCCGUCGUCUACUGCAACAGCGGCGCGCUCAUCACCUCCGUCACGACCGGCGUCCCGCAGGUCGUCUGGUCCGCCAACCGCGCCAGCCCCGUGGGCGAGGGCGCCUCCGCGGAGCUCACGCCUGAGGGUGAGCUGGUGCUCAGAUCGGCCAACGGGUCGGCGGUGUGGUCCGCCGGCGCCAAGGGCCGGUCCGUCGCCGGGGUGACCAUCGGCAGCGACGGCAACCUGGUGCUGUUCGACGGGCUCAACGCCACGGUGUGGCAGUCGUUCGACCAGCCCACGGACGCGCUGCUCGUCGGCCAGUCGCUGAAGCACGGCGCGCGGCUCACCGCCAACGCGUCGGCGGCUGACUGGCGCGACGGCAGGUUCUACCUCACCGUCGAGGACGACGCCCUGAGCGCCUACGUCUACGCCACGCCGCCGCAGCGCUAUUUCCACCUCGGCUUCGGCGAGACCGCGGUCGGCGCCUACGCGACGUACGCCAACGGGAGCCUCACGGUCUCCGCCCGGCCCGGAGCGCCGUCAGUGGCCGUCAUCCAGCUGCCCACCGUCGUGGCGGGCACCGUGCAGUACAUGCGGCUGGAGCACGACGGCCACCUCCGGCUCUACGAGUGGCGCUCCGGCUCGGGCUGGGCGCCGGUGUUCGACGUGCUGCGCCUCUUCCCGGACGGCGGCUGCGCGUACCCAACAGUCUGCGGCGCGUACGGCGUGUGCACGGACGACACGCAGUGCAGCUGCCCCGACGCGGCCAACUUCCGGGCGGUGGACUUCCGGAGGCCCAACCGCGGCUGCGUCCCGACGAGUCCACCGCCGACGGCGUGCGGCUCCUCGUCGUCGCCGGGGCGGCGCGCGCAGCACCGGCUGGUGUCGCUGCCGGGCACGGGCUACUUCAACGACCACGCCACGAGCAUGCGGGCCGUGGAGCGGGUGGGCGAGGAGGCGUGCAAGAAGGCGUGCCUGGACGACUGCGCGUGCGCGGCGGCGCAGUUCUACUACGGCCCCAACGCCGGCGACGGGUUCUGCUACCUGCAGUCGGAGGUGUUCUCGAUGCAGACGGUGCGGCCCGAGGUGGUGCACUACAACUCCACCAUGCACAUCAAGGUGCAGGCCGAGUCAGCCAGGAUCUGAUUACUCCCACCCUGAGCACCACGAAUUAAGUUCUAUGGCAUAUAUGUUGAAAUUCCAAAGUUGACCAUGAGAAUGAAAUAAUCUUUUCUCCA